AUGCCGAGAUUAUCCGCAAAGAAAUUGCUCAAAAUAACUUCUUAUGACGUGCCACCAAAUCUGACGCUUGGGUUAUUGACAGAUGAAUCUCAAGGGACCCUAUUAUCUUAUUAUGAAGAUGUUAUAAGUCGUAUGAUUACAACAAUAGAUGAUGCAGGAAACGGCUUCAGAAACGUACUUCUUCCCCUUGCACUCUCAUCUAGGGAUUUAAGCAGUCAGGCCUUGCUUAAAGCAACCAUUGCCCUUUCAGCCUUUCAUCUCGGACGAUAUGAGUUGGCUAUUCAAAACAAGCUUGCGGCAAUCAAAGCACUAUCAGCAUCGAUAAAUGCGGGUACAGGCUCCGAAGCUAUUCAACUUGCCGCGUGCAUGAUGCUGUGUGUCAAUAGUGUAUUUGAUGCGUCGGAUGACAGUUGGACUAUUCAUCUGCAGGGUGCUCGAACGAUUCUGCAAGGUUCUCGCGACACGCGAAUAAAGAACUCGCAUAUGCCCUUUCUCUUAGAUUGGUUCGCUUACCACGAUGUGCUGCAAAAGUACACCCUGGUCCAUGGUACUGGGUCCGAAGCGUGCCUCAUCGCAUCGAUCGAAGAAGUCACAGAUCCUAAAGACACAGAGGCUACAGAGUUUGCAGCAAACAGUCAAGAUCCAGCCUGGGAUUACAGCUGGGAACCUCAACAUUAA
Messenger RNA from Verruconis gallopava, 678 nucleotides. RefSeq lists its product as uncharacterized. The transcript is spliced from 3 exons. The record is from RefSeq and is a predicted model, not a curated record. Gene Ontology annotation, cellular component: nucleus. The coding region runs from base 1 to 678 and encodes 225 amino acids. Gene Ontology annotation, molecular function: transcription cis-regulatory region binding; DNA-binding transcription factor activity. Gene Ontology annotation, biological process: positive regulation of transcription by RNA polymerase II. NCBI's taxonomy places the organism in Eukaryota, Fungi, Ascomycota, Dothideomycetes, Venturiales, Sympoventuriaceae.